Messenger RNA from Nilaparvata lugens (brown planthopper), 1506 nucleotides. Its product is annotated as mediator of RNA polymerase II transcription subunit 12-like protein. Lineage: Eukaryota; Metazoa; Arthropoda; Insecta; Hemiptera; Delphacidae. The record is from RefSeq and is a predicted model, not a curated record. Gene Ontology annotation, molecular function: transcription coactivator activity. The transcript has 8 exons. Gene Ontology annotation, cellular component: mediator complex. Gene Ontology annotation, biological process: regulation of transcription by RNA polymerase II. The coding region runs from base 259 to 1476 and encodes 405 amino acids.
UUUUGUUGCUGUUGAUGUUCUAAAAAUGGCUCCGGUGGUCUUGUCAGUUGUUUCAGUUAUUUUCACGAUUUAAACUAACUGUACUUUAAUCUAUCCUAUUAUAAUGUUAAAUUAUCAAGAAAAUCGAUUCUCUUCUCUUGCUCCUACAGUUAUUACUGCUGUGAAGUGUUCAACGAUAUCAGUAUGACGGUUAGAAUGUUAAGUAGGACUUCAUCAAAAAUAUUAUUUUAUGUAUAAUUUUAUAAGGAAAGCUUCAAGAUGAUGAGCUUUUCUUAUGAAAAGAGGUCUCUCAAGAGACCUCGACUUGGACCACCUGAUGUUUAUCCUCAAGAGCCAAAACAAAAAGAGGAUGAGCUCACUACUUCCAAUGUCAAACAUGGCUUUGCUACAAUGCCUCAGCUUACUGAUGAGUUUGGAACAGCCAGAAAUUGCAAUAUUACAGCUUCAAAGAUUGCAUCUUAUUUCAGCGGUAUUAUUGGUAAAAAGGAAGAGCUAAAUACUUUACCAGAUUCUGGAAGAAAACGACAACAGAUCAACCCGAAAGAUAAUUUUUGGCCAGCAACCGCCAGGACUAAGAAUGCAAUUGAAGCCUGGUUCAAGGAUUUGGCUGGUAGUAAACCGCUGCUUAGUUUAUCAAAAAAGGCACCAAAUUUCAAUAAAAAGGAAGAAAUAUUUCUUUUACUAUGCGAAUAUCAAGUACCCAUGUUGAGAGCAGCCUGGUUUAUUAAGCUCAGUUCGGCAUAUACAGUUGCGGUAUCAGAAGCCAAAAUCAAGAAACGUCAACUUCCAGAUCCAACUCAAGAGUGGACAGGUACACUGCUGAAAUUCCUGAAAGACCAACUGGCAAAACUCCAAGACCAUUACACCUCGAGUUCCACGGCACCCAUGUUGGACGAACAGAAAAUAGCUCUCAGACAAUGGCGCUACACACUCAACCUUAUGAAAUCACUCUAUGAGGAAGGCCUGCUCGACCGACAAGAGGUGCUGCAAUGGAUCUUGGAUCUGCUAGAGAAAGCACGAUCGUCAGCAGCCGCAACUGAAGACGGUGUGUUUCGGCUGGUGCUUCCUCUAGCACUCCAGUAUCUAGACGAGUUUGUCCAGUCUGAGCUUCUGGCGAGGAAGCUAUCUUACCUUGCAAGCAGGAAGCUCAGCACGCUGUGCUGGGGCGAUCUGGGUUCGAGUCCUGCCAAUCCACCACCUCCUAGCACUACGAUCAGUGGCACAUCAGCCAAUAGCAGUACAGCGAAUUCUACACUUCAGGAGUACUUAAACUGUCCCCACCAUCGAGAUAUUGUACUCGGACUCAGCUCUAUCAUUCAGGUGGUAACCCUUGAAUGUCCGACGGCUCUGGUGUGGAACUGCAUUGGUGAAGGCAAGUCUUCGUCUGUGCUGAAUGGUUCGCCUCUAGAUGUCCUGCCUUGCAGUCCUGCUAGUCUGCCCAUGCCUCAACGCACUUCCAAUCCUCAUAUACGGUAAGACGUCACACAUCUAAAUAUCAUUUUUCAG